AUGGACGAAUGCCGGCCUCGGCUCCGUAUUGAAAGCCCGCCAUCUAUCUUUGAAAGAAGGCAAGGCAGACGCCAAUGGCUGCUAUUGUCGGAGUGA
Messenger RNA from Trichoderma gamsii, 96 nucleotides. RefSeq lists its product as hypothetical. The coding region runs from base 1 to 96 and encodes 31 amino acids. The record is from RefSeq and is a predicted model, not a curated record. The transcript is spliced from 2 exons. Lineage: Eukaryota; Fungi; Ascomycota; Sordariomycetes; Hypocreales; Hypocreaceae.